Messenger RNA from Sesamum indicum (sesame), 1665 nucleotides. Lineage: Eukaryota; Viridiplantae; Streptophyta; Magnoliopsida; Lamiales; Pedaliaceae. The record is from RefSeq and is a predicted model, not a curated record.
AUGUUACAAGGAGCAGAGAAGAAGUAUAUCCAGAUCGAGAAGUUGGCAUUGUCUUUGGUGACAACAGCAAGGAAGUUGCGACCUUACUUCCAGUCCCACCCUAUUGUUGUCUUAACUAAUCAUCCUUUGAAGCAGGUUAUGUCAAAAUCGGAUACAUCUGGCAGGAUGAUUAAAUGCGCGGUGGAGCUGGGAGAAUUUGACAUUGAAUUUCAAACGAGGAGUGCAGUUAAAGCACAAGUGUUUGCUGAUUUCCUGGUUGAGCUCGUUGGUGAACAACCAGAAAAAGAGGAAAGAUGGCUGUUACACGUGGAUGGGUCGUCGACCUCAAAGAAUGGAGGAGCUGGUAUUUACUUGCAAGGACCAGAUGGUGCUGAGAUCGAGAUCUCCGUGAGGCUAAAUUUUCCGGCUACCAACAAUAAAGCUGAAUAUGAAGCUUUAAUUCAAGAAUUGCAGACGACAUGGGAUGGAGGUGUAAGGCAGGUAGACGUAUAUACGGACUCACAACUUGUCGCGAUGCAGGUACAGGGCACCUAUGAGACGCGAGAGUGGUCCAUGACACAAUACCUGGCAAAGGUGAAAGACAUGAUAAAAAAAUUUGACAGAUGCACGAUUAACCAAAUCCCAAGGGACGAGAACGCACGAGCGGAUACCUUGUCGAAGUUCGGGUCGCUAGUCGAAGGAAUUAACGAAAGAAAGAUCACGGUGAUGGUAAAGUCACAACCGGUAAUAGAUGAAGCGGAGGUUCACGCAGUUGAGAUGACGGAUUCCUGGAAAACGCCUUUUGUUCGGUAUUUAAAGCAUGGGGAGUUGCCUAGCGGCGCAAUCGCUGCCAAGAGACUACAGUUCAAAGCAAAUCGCUUUACUAUGAUCGGAGAUGAUCUCUACAAGAGAACUCCAGAAGAUAUUUUGUUGAAAUGCUUAGAUGCCGAGAGGUCGCAGUAUGUUAUGAAGGAAAUACAUGAAGGCAGUUGCGGAAAUCAUUUAGGAGGAAGAUCGCUGGCUCAUAAGAUCCUUAGGCAAGGCUAUUUUUGGCCCACGAUGGUGGAGGAUGCAAAGGAGUUCGCUAGAAAAUGUGAAAGUUGCCAAAAAUAUGCGGGAUUGCUGCGUUCCCCAACGACCCCUCUGGAGCCCUUGAAAGUCGCAUGCCCUUUUGAUCAAUGGGGGAUCGAUAUCAUUGGUCCAUUUCCUCAAGCAGUGGCUCAGAAAAAAUUCUUGAUUGUGGCGGUCGAGUACUUUUCCAAGUCGGUCGAGGCGGAAGCUUUGGCAAAAAUCUCUGAAAAAGAGGUAGUCAAUUUCAUUUGGAAAAAUAUUAUUUGCAGGUUCGGGGUUCCGCGCGUUCUGGUAUCGGAUAACGGAACCCAGUUCCAAGGAAAGAAGAUCGUGGCGUUGUGUAAAGAGCUGAAAAUCCAACAGAAUUUUACGGCGGUCGGGAACCCACAAGUGAAUGGGCAGGCCGAGGUCACGAACCGAACCCUGUUGCAAUACUUGAAGACUCGGUUGGAAGGAGCAAAAGGGGCAUGGGUCAGCUGCCUGGAGUACUCUGGGCAUAUCGAACGACCCCACGAACUGCCACGGGUGAGACCCUCUUCUGUUUGGUAUAUGGCAGUGAAGCUGUCAUACCUGCGGAGGUCGGGGAAGAGACAGCUCGAGUUGACCUUACAAUGA